AUGAGACGAUACAAUAAUUACGGCAGAGCGGGUUGGGGCCAACCGCGGCGUGGCCAUCCGCAGAAUCGCCGUGAUACAGGGGGGUUUGAUCAUCCGCCGUUUGGGGAUUUGGGGGGUGAGUCUAACCCGGGAGACGAGGGCCAGCCGGGCGACCAGGUUAACGCGAAACUGGACCGCUUGUUGGAUCGUUUCGACAGAUUGGACGUGUGGAGAGAGGAGACGGAUCGGAGGUUCGAAACGUGGGAACCGAUCCUCACCCGAGAGGCGGAACCCCAAUCGCGGACCGAGGAUUGGGAGGAGGACGAACCGAUGGAUGUGCGGGGGAAGAGACCGUGGGAGGGGGCGCCCAGGCCUCGCAAUCCUGCAGGAGGUCGACAGGGGGGUUAUGGUCGCCAGCCCGACGCUUGGGACCAAUUAGGGUUCGGCGCGCAUCGCAACAGAACCCACGGUUAUAAUCAGGUUUUUGACCGUCCAGCAUCGUGUUGGGAUCCUCCUCAGCGUUUUACCGCGAGGGAGGCACCAUUCGACAAAUCAGAGAAGGUCAAGAUGACGGCUCUGCGCUUCGAUGGGUCGGACGCAUCAAAUUGGGUAUCGAGAGUCCAGUAUUAUUUUGAUCACCUUAUGAUGCCAGACGCCCAACGCUUACAUUAUGAAGUGAUGUUGUUUGAUCCUCCGGCGUCGGAGUGGAUUUUUAAUUAUUGCGCGAAUAACGAUUUCGUCACGUGGCGGGAGUUCUUGGAGGACGUAAGACACCGUUUCGACAGACAGAGUUUUCAGGACUACUUCGGCUUAUUGGCAAAGCUAACUCAGACGGGGUCGGUGCUCGAAUAUCAUGACACGUUCGAGAAGUAUUUAAAUCGGGUUCAAGGGAUUCCGGAGACUAAGUUGUUCACGCUGUUCGUGGCAGGCUUAAAACCCGAUAUGCAGGAGCGGGUCCGCCUACAUCGCCCGUCGUCGCUGGCCGCAGCGAUGGCGUUAACCCUGGAACUCGCGGACUCCCAAGUUCCACAGCAGCCGUCUCGCCGGCCUUGGCAACCACGGGACAACCGGGUUCCGACAGGACCGCCAGCCGCCACACAAGUAGGCCACAAUGCCGUCGGGCCACCCCAACAACCUAUCCCAGGGCGUGCGGCCAACCCUCCUCGCAUUCGCGUGUCCCAAGCGGAGAGAGCCGAGCGCGCACGGUUGGGGUUGUGUUAUUUCUGCCCCGAGAAGUGGGUCAUUGGCCACGUGUGUAAGCAGCGACUCCUCUGCUACGCCGAUGAGACGGAAGAGGACGACGUCAUCGACUUAGAGCAGCCCCCAGCAGACGAAUGCCCCGACGCAGAGGUGGCGCACAUCCAUGCGAUGUAUGAGGGACGACGAUCCCGACCGCUGAAAGUUAUAGGGACGAUACAGGAUCGGGAGGUAUCUAUCUUGAUUGAUACAGGGAGUGAUCGGGAUUUCAUGCACCCACAAAUCGCCGAGAGCCUGCACUUACCUCUAUCGCCCAUCCGUCCUUUUAGGGUCAUUGUGGGGAAUGGCGAGGCAUUACUUUGCUCGCAUAUCUCCAAGCAGACAAAGUUGGACGUACAGGGGACAUCAUUUGUGGUGGAUUUGCAUAUUCUACCGGUACAUGGGCCGGACGUGAUUCUUGGGAUGGACUGGCUCGAAUCCUUAGGCCCCAUCACAGCGGAUUUCGCGGACAAAAAGCUAACGUUCGCUCAAGGAGACCGGCGAGUGGUGUUGAAGGGGAUUUUGCCGGCUCCGCGUCGCGUGACCCUGCAUAUGUUGUCAUCGCUGGUUCCUUCCCGAGACGUCCUCGACGUGUUCGAACUAUUGUUGUUGGACCAGGACACCGGCCAAUCGGAGCAGGCCGCAGGGGAAGACUUUCCGGGGGACCUACCGCCGGAAAUUUUGGAAGUACUGACGCGUUUCCGACCGAUCUUUAGCUUGCCGGUGGGAAUGCCGCCCAAACGGGCGUUCGAUCAUCGAGUCCAUUUACUACCGGGCACAAAACCAGUAAAUGUGAGACCCUAUCGCUAUCCGUAUUUUCAGAAGAACGAGAUCGAACGGCAGGUCCGGGACAUGCUUGAUCAAGGCAUCAUUCAACGAAGCAGUAGUCCAUUCUCAUCGCCCGUGCUCCUGAUCAGGAAGAAGGACGGGACGUUUCGCUUUUGCAUCGAUUAUCGUGCUCUGAAUGGCGCGACGGUCCCGGAUCACUUUCCGAUUCCUACGGCGGACGAACUCUUUGAUGAGCUAGGCAAGGCGCGGAUUUUCACUAAGUUGGACCUCCGUUCGGGGUACCAUCAGAUACGAAUGCAUGACAAGGACAUCUUUAAAACAGCCUUCCGCACACAUGAUGGGCACUUUGAGUUUUUGGUUAUGCCGUUUGGCCUCACAAACGCUCCGUCAACGUUUCAGGCCGCAAUGAACGCCAUUUUCCAACCGAUGCUCCGGAAAUUCGUCAUAGUAUUCUUCGACGACAUUCUGGUCUAUAGCCCGUCGAUGGAGUCGCACGGAGAGCACCUUGCCGCGGUACUGGAGGUCUUGCAGAAGAACAGUUUCUUCGUGAAGUUAUCAAAAUGCUCAUUCUGUAGCUCCACGGUGGAAUAUUUGGGCCACUUAAUCGACGAAGGCUUGGUAAAGGCCGACCCUAGUAAAAUCGCAGCAAUGACAUCAUGGCCGAAACCAAGGUCUGUUAAGCAGCUUCGGGGAUUCUUGGGUUUGACAGGUUACUAUCGUCGUUUUAUUGCCGGCUACGCGAUGAUAGCAGCUCCACUGACCGAACUGCUCAAAAAGGACUCUUUCAAAUGGUCCUCAGACGCGGAGGCUAGCUUUGAUGACUUGAAAGGCGCAAUGACCACAGCCCCUUCGCUUACCGGAUUUUGA
This is a messenger RNA of Salvia splendens (bonfire salvia), 2871 nucleotides long. RefSeq lists its product as uncharacterized. The record is from RefSeq and is a predicted model, not a curated record. The coding region runs from base 1 to 2871 and encodes 956 amino acids. The transcript has a single exon. Lineage: Eukaryota; Viridiplantae; Streptophyta; Magnoliopsida; Lamiales; Lamiaceae.